This is a messenger RNA of Opisthorchis viverrini, 2013 nucleotides long. RefSeq lists its product as hypothetical. The transcript is spliced from 10 exons. Lineage: Eukaryota; Metazoa; Platyhelminthes; Trematoda; Opisthorchiida; Opisthorchiidae. The record is from RefSeq and is a predicted model, not a curated record. Gene Ontology annotation, molecular function: hydrolase activity, acting on carbon-nitrogen (but not peptide) bonds, in linear amides. The annotation marks the transcript as partial.
AAAGGUAAAAACGUUGUACCGAAGACAGUUUACUUUCAAGUUGCUGUUUAUCUUUCAGAUUCUUUCACGAAGUGUCAACCGAUUGCUUUCUUUCAGUCAUAAGAAAAUGGCCACUAAAAUAGCACUGUUACAAAUGCAAGCUACCGAGGAUAAGACGAAGAACUGGGAAUUUGCACGACAGCACAUCAUCGAAGCCGCCUCUCAAGAAGCCAAAGUAACUUGCUUUCCACUAAUUCUCCCCCUCUUUCAGAUGGUAUUCCUGCCUGAAUGUUUUGACUUUAUAGCACCAACUAGGGACUACACGCUGCAACACGCAGAAUCGCUUGAUGGGCUACUCGUUGAGAAAUACCGUCGUCUGGCUUCAGAAAACAAAGUUUGGUUGAGCCUUGGUGGACUACACAGAAAGCCUAGUGACAGCUUGGAUGACCGAAUCUAUAAUACACACAUUGUCAUUGACUCGAAUGGCCAAAUAGCCGGAACCUACGAUAAAGUGCAUCUUUUCGACGUUAAUGUCAAGUCAAAGCAAGAUGAGAACGAGAGUUCAUCCGGUGUCAACAUGACCGAAUCACGCACCAUCAGACCAGGGACCGAGCCGCCCCCUGUAAUCCAAAACACGCCAGUCGGUGCACUUGGACUUGCUGUCAGUUCAUCCGGUGUCAACAUGACCGAAUCACGCACCAUCAGACCAGGGACCGAGCCGCCCCCUGUAAUCCAAAACACGCCAGUCGGUGCACUUGGACUUGCUAUCUGUUAUGACAUGCGGUUCCCCGAAUUGGCUGCUCAUCUGCGCUAUGCCAAAGGAGCACAGGUGUUGGCUUAUCCGUCCGCAUUCAGUGUGCCAACCGGAAAAGCUGGACACUGGCAUACACUGCUACGUGCACGUGCAAUUGAAAACCAGUGUUACGUUGUAGCUGCUGCUCAGGACGGUGCGCAUCACUCGAAACGAAGCUCCUAUGGUCACAGUUUGGUGAUUGAUCCUUGGGGUCAAACUGUUGCAGAACGGGACACACCUGGUCCUGGGCUACUCAUUUGUGAGAUCAGUCCAAUUGAAGCCCAAGACUCUCCUAUCAGUACGGUUCGUCAAUCCAUUCCAGUGGAAAAUCAUCGACGAUGUGAUCUUUUCUUCCUACCGGACAGCGGUCACAGAAGAGAUAUCGGAACAGAGGACUACAUGUUUGGCCCACAUGUCAUUCCAGCCAGCUGUGUUUUCUACCGUUCCGCGAUGAGUUUCGCUUUUGUUAAUCUCAGUCCACUGGUUCCUGGCCAUGUCCUUGUAUCUCCGGUAGCGUGUCACCCCCGUUUCGAUGAGUUGAGUCCCGCUCAGCUGGCGGACCUUUACCUGACUGUCAAACAGGUAGCCGCCCCAUUGGCUGCUCAUUUCUCCGCAACCAGCUUGACUGUUUCAAUUCAAGAUGGAAAGGAUGCGGGUCAAAGUGUUCCACACGUGCAUGUCCAUGUCCUACCUCGGAAGCCAAAUGAUUUUGCGCGCAACGAUAACAUUUACGAGGCGGGAGAGGUACUGGAAUUAGUGGAGCGUUUUACGUACCUUGGAAGUUGUAUUAGUUCUGAUUGCAGUGUGACAGAUGAGGUGAAUGCACGAAUCUGCAAGGCUCGGGCCGCGUUUGCUAACUUGAGACACCUAUGGCGUCAGAAUGGUUUAUCCCUGAAUCUGAAGGGACGUGUGUAUCAAACUACAGUACGGGCUGUUUUGUUGUAUGACUGUGAGACUUGGCCUAUUCGAGCAGCGGAACUGAGACGUCUUCAGGUGUUCGACAAUCGUUGUCUCAGAACCAUAACUCGUGUGCGUUGGUGUCGGCGAAUCCGUAACGAGGCAGUUAGAAAGCGUGUUUUCGGUUAUGUAACGGGUACUUCCAUUGAAGAAUGUGUCCAGCACCAGAAGCUGCGUUGGGUGGGACAUGUGUUGCCGAAAAGAGUGCUGUUUUCCAUGCCCAACUCAGAGUGGCGUAAACAGAGAGGUGGCCAACCCUUGACUUGGCAGAAGAGUAUGAAGUA